Habropoda laboriosa is the source of this 708-nucleotide messenger RNA. RefSeq names its product tigger transposable element-derived protein 1-like. Bases 1 to 708 code for a protein of 235 amino acids. The transcript is spliced from 3 exons. Gene Ontology annotation, molecular function: DNA binding. NCBI's taxonomy places the organism in Eukaryota, Metazoa, Arthropoda, Insecta, Hymenoptera, Apidae. Gene Ontology annotation, cellular component: nucleus. The record is from RefSeq and is a predicted model, not a curated record.
AUGAUUGGCGAAUCGGCUAGUGUAGACGUAGAAUCAGCUGAAAAAUAUCCAAUGGAGUUCCGUGAAAUUGUGGAAAGGGGAAAUUAUCCACCAAAUUUAAUUUUUAAUGAUCGUCUAACUCUUCUUCUCGGUGGAAAUGCAUCCGGAGAAUUAAAAUUGAAACCAUUGUUGAUUUAUCAAUCAGAAACUCCUCGUGCCAUGAAAGGUUAUUCUAAAAACAAUUUACCAGUUUUUUGGCGAAGUAACCCUAAGGCUUGGAUGACACAAAAUUUAUUUAUGGACUGGUUUAAAACUUGUUUUUGCCCAGCAAUAAAACAAUAUUACGAGGAUAUUGGAGCUAUAGAUCAAGGCGCAAUAGCAGCAUUCAAAGCCUAUUAUUUAAGAAAAACAAUGCACCAACUCAUUGAAGAAACUGAUGGAGGUGAUAGAGAUACCAUGCGGGUUUGGUGGAAACAAUUUAAUAUUAUGAAAGCUAUCAGAAACAUCGGCGAUGCGUGGAAUGAAAUCACCCAGUCGUGUAUGAAUGGUGUUUGGAAAAGGUUGCUCAGAGAAAAUGUUGAAGAUCACAUUAAUUAUGAAAAUGAUAUUCAAAAUAUCAUCGAUGAAAUUAGUCUUAUAGCCACUUCCGGAGGCAUCGAAGGUGUUGAUGUAGAUGAUAUUCAGACUUUGUUAAAAUCACACGGCGAACCAUUAACUACUAAUGAAUAG